Molecule: messenger RNA, 1314 nt
Organism: Polyodon spathula (Mississippi paddlefish)
Lineage: Eukaryota; Metazoa; Chordata; Actinopteri; Acipenseriformes; Polyodontidae
Product: E3 ubiquitin-protein ligase RNF183-like
Exons: 2
Coding region: 289-954 (221 amino acids)
Biological process (GO): protein ubiquitination
Molecular function (GO): ubiquitin protein ligase activity
Source: RefSeq, a predicted model, not a curated record
GAGCUCAAUAAACAGGUGAAACAGGGAGGGCCGGCACUGUGCAUUGUGGGACAGAGGAGGGCAGGCAACACCUGUUGAUGUUGUCUGAACACUUCAUUCACGCAUAACAAUACAGAACAGUACCGGGAAGUUCUGUUAAAUCAUUAGAAAUGUCCUGGGAUAGCUUACCAGCAAAGAGUGGACAUCCCAAGGUAGUCAAGAGCUGGAUUUAACAGGACCCAUCACCUCUCCCACUCGCGUAUCCCUCCACCCCAGCCUCCCAGGAUCUACUUUCUCCCUGUCGGCGUGAUGACUUCAAGAGAGGGCGAUGUAGUCGACAAAACCAACACGAGCCGCUCGGUGCCGGAGGACCCCGGCUGGGAUUCCUCGGCGCUCGAGUGCGCCGUGUGCUUCUGCCCCUACGACAAUGUCUUCAAGGCCCCCAAAGUCCUAAGCUGUCUCCAUACCUUUUGCCUGGAGUGCUUGGCCCGCAUCAACGUUUCCUCUGAGAAAAACAAGAUCCUGGUUUGCCCGUUAUGCCGCGAGGAAACCCAGUUGGAGACAGGGAAGGGGCUGACUGACCUACCCAACAACCUGGAGAUGAUCGGCAAGCUGGCCCCAGAGAUGCAGGGCGCCGUCUCGGUGAUGUUUAACCGAAGCAAAGGCCGUCUGUGGGUAAAAAAGAAGAUGGACCCUGCCUCCCUGAUCAAGCCCAACAAAGUGGACAGUGUCAGCCUCUCUUUGGAUGUCGGCCGCCCCCCUUCCAGGGUCAGGACCGGAGCCUCCAGGCUUCUCCGCUCCACCCAGUGCUUCUACCCGGUACUUAUCGUGGUCGUGGUGACCGUGGCUGUGGUCCUGUCUGGGAUUCUUAUAUUCGUGGUGGUUCCCAGUUUCCUGCACAGACAAGAUCAAACCAUCAUACACAUUUAUAAUAUAUCCAACAUACCCCCACUGCCAAACAACACUCAAAUUUAAUAGAAGGGAUCGCUGGAGUCUUUAUGGAGGUACUAGCUGAUGGAAUGGUUCAUUCCUCUUGCCAUGAAUUUCCAUUCAUUGCCUCCCAUGUGCAGUUUGGCAAGAAGUGUUGAAGAGCAGACUAGCUACACAGUUUCCCCUGCUGGAAUUAAAGAAUGAUCUCCUGUCCCCCCGUACGAUUUUGAAAAGUGCCAUGGAGACUCGCUGCCUGUCAAGUCCACUCUGCACACUGCAGUGCUUGUCUUUGUACAUAGCAGGGGAUUAAGUGGCUUGUAUUCUUUCAAGAUGUCCUUUAAUAUACUGUAAACAAAACUAAUGUACAGAGUUUUAUUAAAACGUAACUACUUUGUUUUUUGAUUA